CCCCCGCGGGCCGCGUUCUCAGCCCCGUGCCGGGCGGUCCCUGGAACUGCGCGGCCCGAGGGGGCGGCCGGGCCUCGCGCGCUCCCUGCCUGCGUCCCCGGGUCGGGGGCGGAUGGGCGGCCGCGGGCCGCGGGGCAGCAGCCGGGGUGCACGCGGAGCCGGGAGCGGCGGGGCGGGCGAGGCCGGAGCGGCCGGGCAGAGAGCAGGCCGGCGGCGGGGAGGCGCCCGCGUCCGAGCCCCGGGCCGGGCCUGAGCGCCGCGAGGGCCCCGCGCCGCCGCCGCCGCCGCCGCCGCCGCCGCCGCCGCCGCGGCCGCCGCGCCAUGGCGGAGACCAAGAUCAUCUAUCACAUGGACGAGGAGGAGACGCCGUACCUGGUCAAGCUGCCCGUGGCGCCCGAGCGCGUCACGCUGGCCGACUUCAAGAAUGUGCUCAGCAACCGGCCGGUGCACGCCUACAAAUUCUUUUUCAAGUCCAUGGACCAGGACUUCGGGGUGGUCAAGGAGGAGAUCUCUGCCGAUAACGCCAGGCUGCCCUGCUUCAACGGCCGCGUGGUCUCCUGGCUGGUCCUGGCCGAGGGCGCACACUCGGAUGCGGGCUCUCAGGCCGCCGAUGGCCACAACGACCUGCCCCCACCCCUCGAGCGCAUGGGUGGCAUCGGGGACUCCCGGCCCCCCUCUUUCCACCCGAACGUGGCCAGCAGCCGUGACGGAAUGGACAACGAGACCGGCACAGAGUCCAUGGUCAGCCACCGGCGCGAGCGAGCCCGACGCCGGAACCGGGAAGAGGCCGCGCGGGCCAACGGGCACCCGAGGGGGGACCGGCGGCGAGACCUGGGGCUGCCCCCUGACAGCGCGUCCACCGUGCUGAGCAGCGAGCUCGAGUCCAGCAGCUUCGUUGACUCCGAUGAGGACGACAACACGAGCCGGCUGAGCAGCUCCACGGAGCAGAGCACCUCAUCUCGGCUCAUCCGGAAGCACAAGCGGCGGCGGCGGAAGCAGCGCCUGAGGCAGGCAGACCGUGCCUCGUCCUUCAGCAGCAUCACAGACUCCACCAUGUCCCUGAACAUUGUCACCGUUACGCUCAACAUGGAAAGGCACCAUUUCCUGGGCAUCAGCAUCGUGGGUCAGAGCAACGACCGCGGGGACGGCGGCAUCUACAUCGGCUCCAUCAUGAAGGGCGGGGCCGUGGCUGCCGACGGCCGCAUCGAGCCGGGCGACAUGCUGCUGCAGGUGAACGAUGUCAACUUUGAGAACAUGAGCAACGACGACGCCGUGCGGGUGCUGCGGGAGAUCGUGUCCCAGACGGGGCCCAUCAGCCUCACGGUGGCCAAGUGCUGGGACCCAACGCCCCGCAGCUACUUCACCGUCCCGCGGGCUGACCCCGUUCGGCCCAUCGACCCGGCCGCCUGGCUGUCCCACACGGCGGCGCUGACCGGAGCCCUGCCCCGCUACGGUACGAGCCCCGGCUCCAGCGCCGCCACACGCACCAGCUCCUCCUCACUAACCAGCUCUGUGCCUGGCGCCCCACAGCUGGAGGAGGCACCGCUGACCGUGAAGAGCGACAUGGCCGCCGUGGUCCGCGUCAUGCAGCUGCCGGACUCCGGGCUGGAGAUCCGCGACCGGAUGUGGCUCAAGAUCACCAUCGCCAACGCCGUCAUCGGCGCGGACGUGGUGGACUGGCUGUACACGCAUGUGGAAGGCUUCAAGGAGCGGCGGGAGGCGCGCAAGUACGCCAGCAGCAUGCUGAAGCGCGGCUUCCUGCGCCACACCGUGAACAAGGUCACCUUCUCCGAGCAGUGCUACUACGUCUUCGGGGACCUGUGCAGCAAUCUCGAAGCCCUGAACCUCAACAGCGGCUCCAGCGGGGCCUCGGACCAGGACACGCUGGCCCCGCUGCCCCACCCGGCUCCCUGGCCCCUGGCCCAGGGCUAUCCCUACCAGUACCCGGGGCCCCCGCCCUGCUUCCCGCCUGCGUACCAGGACCCCGGCUUCAGCUACGGCAGCGGCAGCGCCGGGAGCCAGCAGAGCGAAGGGAGCAAAAGCAGCGGGUCCACCCGGAGCGCAGGCGGGAGCAGCCGGCGGGCCCCGGGCCAAGAGCAGGAGCGCCGGGGGCCCGGGGCGGGGGGCAGCGGCAGCGAGUCGGACCCCACGGCCCCCAGCAGCGCGGGGGGCGGCGGCUGGCGGGAGCGUCCUGCCAGCCAGCUCAGCCGCGGCAGCAGCCCGCACAGCCAGGCCUCGGCCGCCGCCCCGGGGCUCCCCCCGCUGCACCCCCUGACAAAGGCGUACUCGGUGGUGGGUGGGCCGCCUGGCGGUCCCCCCGUCCGGGAGCUGGCCGCUGUGCCCCCGGAGCUGACAGGCAGCCGCCAGUCCUUCCAGAAGGCCAUGGGGAACCCCUGCGAGUUCUUCGUCGACAUCAUGUGACCGGGAACGGCGUGCUCUCCGCUGCCCUCGUGGUGGGGGUGCUGGGGCCCCGCUGCUCCCCCAAGGGGGCUGGGGCUCAUGUGGGCUUAGCGGUGGCCGUCCCGGCCAGGUGAGCCUUCCACGGGCAUGGGGGCCGUGCGGCUGGGUCCAGGGCUGGACAGAGCAGGGGCAGCCGGCGGGCAGCCCGGGACCUGGGCUCCGCAGCCCGUGGGCCCCUGUCCGGCCGGCCACGCCCGUGGGCCCCCUGCCGCUCACAGCGCUGUGGACAGGCCCCAGGCCGAGGCGGCUGCGGGGCCAGGGUCUCACCGGGUGCCCUGUUUGCAGGCCUGUCCGUCUCAUGGGGAGUAAUUUAUUUAUUUAUUGCUCGGCCUGUGUCCUUUGGGAGAGGUGGUGGCCACGUCCGCCCAAGCCCAGCUGGGGCCGAGUCUGCACGUCCCUCCCCUGCCAGGCCUCUGGCGGCUGCAGGGACACAGGUCUUGUCUGAGUGGGGGGGGGUGCCGGUGAGGGGUAGA
This is a messenger RNA of Pteronotus mesoamericanus, 2933 nucleotides long. It is a transcript of the gene DVL1, whose product is annotated as dishevelled segment polarity protein 1. NCBI's taxonomy places the organism in Eukaryota, Metazoa, Chordata, Mammalia, Chiroptera, Mormoopidae. Bases 322 to 2421 code for a protein of 699 amino acids. Gene Ontology annotation, molecular function: frizzled binding. The record is from RefSeq and is a predicted model, not a curated record. Gene Ontology annotation, cellular component: cytosol. Gene Ontology annotation, biological process: canonical Wnt signaling pathway; intracellular signal transduction. The transcript is spliced from 15 exons.